AUGGCCACCAGUCCCAGCGCCCCCCAGCCUUCCAGCAGCAUGGAGGAGACACAGCAGCCCGAGCAGCCAAUCAGCACGCAGCCGGAAGCCACAGAAGCCGACCACGCCACCGUGACUUCUCAACCAGCCAGUGCUGAGCAGGAAGCCCCCUCCUCGACGACAGACGCUCCCGAGGCCAAACAAUCACCUGAGCACCUGACGGUGAUCAGCGAAAACAUGGAGACCAGUAACGGUAUCGGUCCGGUGAUGGUCGACUCCUCUCCCACAGCGCCCUCUGUGUCGCCCAAGCUGUACGCUAAGCCAGGCGGCCAUGCUAAUGGUCGGCCUCGUUUGGGCAGCCGGUCCGGCUCGUUAGCGGCGGGCUCGCCCAGGCCCUCGCUCACCCGCCAGCCCAGCGCAAUCACAGAGGCCGCUGUGGACGGAUCCAAGCCAAGGGACUACCUGAUCCUGGCCAUCCUGUCCUGCUUCUGCCCGCUGUGGCCCAUCAACAUCGUAGCUCUCACCUUCUCCGUGAUGUCCCGAAACAGUCUGCAGCAAGGCAACAUAGACGGAGCUCGUCGCUUGGGUCGCAACGCCAUGGUUCUGUCUGUCGUGGCCAUCUUGGGAGGGAUCGCCAUCAUCACUGCAGCCAUCAUCCUCAACUGGGGAUCAGUGAUAUUAAAAUCCUGAUGAAAUCCCCUGGACCGCCACGACGCCGCUCCCCCUCCCGUUCCUGAAGCACUAUCGUUCUCAAGCGCCUGCACCGGAUGAAAACCCAAUAAAAAUCUGUUCCCGUUCUUUGCUGUUGUUUCUUGCUGCACGACGACAAGCAUGGUCUGCCUGACGCUCUACCUCCAACUCGACCAACCCACUCACCCGCCUGCCCGCCCGCCAACCCACCCACUCUUGACACCGACGCCCCAUCUGGAUAUGCAGUAGGAGACGGGAUGCAUCGUUUCAUCUCCUCCUCAGACUGUUUUCUCCCUCUCUACACGCUCUCUCAUCGAUGAACAAUUGUGUCUGUUGUCAUGGAAACGGACAUCUGUCUCUAUGGAAGUUGGAUUACUCUGAUCUCUGAAUGAGUCUCCGUGCCACAGGUCCAGUA
This is a messenger RNA of Seriola dumerili (greater amberjack), 1084 nucleotides long. RefSeq names its product tumor suppressor candidate 5 homolog. Bases 1 to 669 code for a protein of 222 amino acids. The transcript has 4 exons. NCBI's taxonomy places the organism in Eukaryota, Metazoa, Chordata, Actinopteri, Carangiformes, Carangidae. Gene Ontology annotation, cellular component: membrane. The record is from RefSeq and is a predicted model, not a curated record.